AUGCCGGUGUACGAUAAAUUCAUGAAAGAACUUUUGAACGGUAAACGCAAAUUUAAGGAUGAUGAAAAUGUAGCACUAGCAGAGGAAUGUAGUGCUAUCAUUCAAUGCAAAUUAAAACCUAAACUAACAGAUCCAGGCACUUUGUGUUUAGGGGCUAGCAUAAAUUUGAUGUCGUUGUCUAUGAUGAGAAAAUUAAAUUGUGGGGAGCCAAAAACUACGAAAAUGACUUUGACCCUGUCUGGUCGAUCUAUCACUUAUCCUUAUGGAGUCGUGGAGGAUGUAUUGGUAAAGGUUGAUAAUUUAUUGUUUCCCGCUGAUUUUGUCAAUUUGGAUAUGCCGGAAGAUGCUGAAAUACCAUUAUUAUUGGGGAGACCUUUCCUUGCCACGCGCAUAGCUUUGAUGGAUGUGGAAAGAGAAGGAUUGAUCCUUCGGUUUAAUAAAUAG
Messenger RNA from Lathyrus oleraceus (garden pea), 444 nucleotides. RefSeq lists its product as uncharacterized. The transcript is spliced from 2 exons. The coding region runs from base 1 to 444 and encodes 147 amino acids. The record is from RefSeq and is a predicted model, not a curated record. Lineage: Eukaryota; Viridiplantae; Streptophyta; Magnoliopsida; Fabales; Fabaceae.